Molecule: messenger RNA, 216 nt
Organism: Paramecium pentaurelia
Lineage: Eukaryota; Ciliophora; Oligohymenophorea; Peniculida; Parameciidae
Source: the annotation of a GenBank genome assembly
AUGAACUCAAAAUAGUUAAAAUUUUAAAUAGAAGUUGAAAAUCCAAACAAGGAGAAUGAAUGUUAUUAAGAUGGACAUAGAUUUAAUAAAUAAAGAAUUAGUCGUAUUCCUCUAACAGAUAUUACUGAUAUAUUAUAUCCUAAAAGAACAGAAAUGAAAUCAUCACCUCUUAAAUGGGUUCAAUUAAAGUUCUCCUCCACUAUUUAAUUGAGAUGA